Vitis vinifera (wine grape) is the source of this 1102-nucleotide messenger RNA. RefSeq lists its product as uncharacterized. The record is from RefSeq and is a predicted model, not a curated record. Lineage: Eukaryota; Viridiplantae; Streptophyta; Magnoliopsida; Vitales; Vitaceae. Bases 1 to 834 code for a protein of 277 amino acids. The transcript has a single exon.
AUGACAAGGUCAACUGACUCAUUCCUCAUAUACUUUCCAGGACCAUCACAACGUCCAAGUUCUCUUCCCUCUGCUCUCUCUUUAUAUAUAUCAUUGACCAGGAUAACCAAAGAGCAACAAUCUGAUCUAAUGGAGAAACGUUCCACCAGAAUGAAGAGGACGUUCCUGAAGCUUCUACCAAAGGCUGCCUCUCCUGUCAUCUUCCUAAGCCCACCUCUCAGUCCUGUUGGUGACAGAAGAAUUGAGAAUACAACUAAGCUCAAGGCCAUCACCAAAGGAUACUCUGGUCCAAAUGUUUCAAUGGUUCCACCGGAAGCUAGAAGAAAGUCGAAGAACGGGAGCUUUGACACUCGAGAACCAACCUCACCCAAGGUUUCAUGCAUGGGACAAAUCAACAUCAAGAAGAAGAAGAACAAAAGUAAGACGGUUCUGCUUCCAACUGAAAAAUCUAAGCCUGUCCCAUCUCCUGGAAAAUCUAAGAAGAAUCCAUUUGCGAUUCAUAGGAUCUUUCAGGGCUCAAAUCAUUGUAGAAAAUCGGGCCAUAUUGAUGUUAAGCAACCAGCUCCAGAUAGAACUCCUUCUCUGAGUCAGAUGAAGGGGUUUGCGAGCGGGCGUGAUGCGUUUAUGAAUUUUGAUUGGAGGGUUCACGGUGCUGCUGUUGCCCCUGACAACCAAAACCAUUGUGCUGAUGGCAAGGAAGAAGGAGAAGAGAAGGCGAUCAUUUCAUUUUCUGCACCCAUAGCGGUGGGUGGAGCAGUGGCUGUAGGGCCGAAGAAAGCAAUCGAUUUGUGGAAGAGAAGAACCGUGCCUCCUCCUCCCGCUCUUCAGCUGUAAAAAGGAGUGAGCCAACUAUGUAAGCAUCACUUCCAACUAUUUCAUCAAACUGAUAAAUGAGGAAAAUAUUUCAUUUUCUUGAGCCAGUUCCUCAAAAAGUCCUUCAGGACCUGUAAUAAUUUUAUUCACUGUGAGAUCUGAUAUGGUUAUGCCAUGCAUGUAUUGGAGUGAUCUGUCCAUUGAAGUUGUCUGCCACAUCCAUCACCAUUUAACCAACUCUGAGAAUGUCUGUAAAUCUUUUGGGAGUGGAGAAAAGAUGAGAGCAAGG